AGCGAUGGAUUUCCAGAUCUUUAUAAUGCGGACGAAGUCAAAGAUAUCCCAAACGUAACGGGGUAAGUCUUGAAUAAUUGUGUUAUAUAAACUAGAGUGGUAAAACUUUUAGUGGAAAUUUAGUAUAAAUCCUUACACAUGUCAAAACGUGUUUCUUAACAAGAUGGCGGAUUUGUAAACACGCGCGUUGUAGCGUCUGCGUUUAUAGAAUAAAUAUUUGCUAAUUUAUCGAUACAGAUUGACCAGGUAUUAUUGAAAUAUACUAGUUAAAAGUUAGAAGAAAGCUUUGCCUCGAUCGAAGUCUGACGAAAUAAUAUAUUUUAUACGAAAACCAGCGAAUUUUAAAGAAAUAUGGCUGAACACGCUAAAGCGAUUUCAUCGAUCGACCCAAAUGUCGAAGAAGAUAAAUUUGACAUCGGUCGUUUUCAAGUUGACAGCUUUAAAGGCACGAAUAUGAAACGUGUACCUCUCGAGCAACUAGAUUUCUCAAUUUACAACUCAAAUGCAUAUCUCGUAGCUUUUUCUUCGACCGAAGAAAGACUGCCCAUAUGGAUCAAAGCAAUGCAUCUGCGCUAAUGACAGCAAAAUAAUCACCCACUAAUGACGGCAAAAUGACGCGCAAAAUGGCGCGAAUGACGGCAAAAUAAUCACCCACUGGGAAGAAGAAAAGAACUCGAAUGAUCCCACGAAAUGUGACAAAGUAACAAUCACCCUGAGAUCCCAAGAAAACGAAAAAAAUAUAGUCAGUAUCACUGUUAUGGUCAACAAAGGAAGAAUCCAAAUACAAGGUCGCUUUAUGAAAGGGUGAGGUAGUGAAGAAUUCCCCAUAUUAAUGGAACUGAUCAAUAAUCCAGACCUUAUGAAAAGCAACCCUGCAAAAAAUCUUAACAAUUUUACUGCCAAAACACUUUCUCAGAGAACCACCAACCAACAGACCUGAGCGACUUCUCAACAACCUGAUCAUGAUCAUCCUAUUCCUUUGGAUAGCAGCAUAAACCAUUCACCUAAAGAAAGACCCCUGAUUAACACCGUUAAGACCAAUUUGGCAACCCUUGAGGCAGAUUUCAUCGAGUUUAAACAAAAUACGAACAAAACCAUCACAGAACUGAGCACAACUAUACUCGACGAAGAUAUCCAAAUUAAAAAUUUGGAAAAUGAGAUUACCAACCUAAAGACAGGGUACUCAAAAAACCAACAGUUAUGCGGUGACUUAUCUCUAAGACACUCAGAAAUGGAAGAGGAAUUAAAAAAAUGCAUCAUAAAUAUAAAUCUCUUGAAGAGAAAAACUCAAUGUUAAUAGGCAAAACUGGCAGCAUUAAACGAGAGUAUCGAAAGCCGAAUUAAUGAAGAUUUAACAAUCGAAUCAAACUCCAUCGGAUGCUGACAUCCCCACUUCAAACAAAUUCCUGUCUCUCUCAGAUGAAUCCAUCAUCGAAAAACUUACACACAAAUCCCCCGCAAAACAGCAAUCUGUUCCAUCCGACCAAAACAACGCAAGGAAUGAAGCUGAUACAAUAUUAAUUUGCGAUAGUAAUAGCCGACAUUUAUACCCUUCAUUAUUAUGCCCCAACAGCAAAACAAGCUAUACCCGAUGUGCCACCCUUGUACAGGCAAAAUCAAUAAUAAACAGUACUACAUAUACCUCACCUAAAUCCUUCAUUAUCCACCCUGGAACAAAUGACUUAGAACACUCAGAUACAAAUGAGGCACUCAUAAAGAAUGCAAACGACACCGUGGAAUUUAUCCAAACUAAGCACCCAGAAUCCCACAUAAUUUUUUCAUCCAUUCUCCAAAGAAGUGAUGAAUUAGACAAGAGGGGAAUGAUCCUAAACAAUAGUUUGGAGAAAUCAUUAUCUACAAAGAAAAACAUCACCUUUGUCAGACACCCCAACAUCAACUCCAAAUACCACCUGAAAGUCAAGAAACAUGUCAAUGAUGUUGGAGUCAAGCGUUUCGCUCAGAGCCUGAAGCGUGCAUACUUUAAGAAUCCAGACAAACCAAGAAAUAAUUUUCCUACUUCUCAGAUCCCAUAUAACCGACCCUUCUUCCCUUUUAAUCCUCACCCCCAGUCUACUCCUUUUCAUCCUCCUCACUCUCCACCAGCAAGUUUUCCUCAGCAAAGUUCUAACCAAAAACGUCCUUAUAACCAUUAUCGAUAUCACUCGACAUACCAUCAACAAACGAUCCCAAAACUGACAACGCUCCUUGGGAAUCGAGAUGCAAGACUUGGAAAUGAUAAAAAAAACAAGAAAUACCAAUACAACUGAUACAGCUAAUCAAGGACCUAUAAAAUAGGUGUGUUAUUUAAUAACAAAUCAUAUAUCAUAAGAAUAAUAUUUAAUAGUUGUAAGACAAUUAUAUAUGCAACACUUGAGUAUAAUGAACUUAAUUAUCUCCUAUAUACUUCCCCUUUUCUUCUAAUUAUUACAUUGAAAUUUUGAUAACCUAAUAUUUAGUAUAUUAGAAAAUGCCUGGUCAUUCUAUACAGGGUGUAUCAAAAAAAACUGAACAGAUUUGAAAUUGCUCUCAAUUUCGCAAAACACCUAUUUGCAUCCGGUUUUUUAUAUAUGUAGUUUCUUUGGGUACUUAUAAUGUAGAAUAAUGAAAAAAAAUUCUCGAACUCAAAUUUUGUGAACCAGGGGGGUGUAUCUUUUCCAACAAACUAAAAAUGGCUCGCGCACAAAAUUUAAAAGCUGUAAUCAUAUUUUGAGUUAAUAGAUGGAAAAUGUGUCGGGUUUUUAAUUACUGUACAAAAUUUCAGAGAAUUUGGUUUAGUUAAGUCCUUUAACUAUUCAUUUUUUCUAAAAAGUCAGCCUUUCGCAUGCUAAAUUAAUGCCUUUACCUAAUUUGCAUAUUGCUGACAUAUGCAAAUUAGGCAAAUGCAUUAAUUAAGCAUGCAAAUAGCUGAUUUUUAGGGAAAAAUGUAACUUUGCGUGAAUAGUUAAGGGGCUUAAACUAAACCAAAUUGUCUGAAAUUUUGUACAGUAAUUAAAAACCCGACAAAUUUUCCAUCUAUUAACUCAAAAUAUGAUUAUAGUUUUUAAAUUUUGUGCGCGAGCCAUUUUUAUUUUGUUGGAAAGGACACACCCCCCUGGUUCGCAAAAUUUGAGUUCGAGAAUUUUUUUUCAUUAUUCUACAUUAUAAGUACCCAACGCAGCUAUAUAUAUAAAAAUCCGGAUACAAAUAGGUGUUUUGCGAAAUUGAGAGCAAUUUCAAAUCUGUUCAGUUUUUUUUGAUACACCCUGUAGAUAACUUGCUUAAUAGUUUUUUUUUUAUAAAUGUCUACAAACUUAUCAUUCAGUACCUGGAACAUCCAUGGUACAGUACUUCAAAUGUUGUCCUUGGUAAGAACACUAAAAACAAGGACAUCAUUGACCAUACUAAUAAUAUAGAUUUCAUUUUCCUCACUGAAACUUGGUGUAACUCAUGUCGUAAAUCGGAUGGUAUCACUCUACUAACCAGAACCAAAUUUGAAAAAUUUACUUCAAUUCUUAAAAAUUCAAAAAAAUUUCUAUGGUGCAAAAUAUCAAAAGAUAUGGUAAGUGCCAAACAUGAUGUAUUUGUAUGUGGUGUGUACAUUCCACCAGAAAAAUCUGUUUAUUUUGAAAACGAAUUAAUUUUUGAUGAAUUAAAAAAUGAUAUUAUACAAUUUUUAUCAAAAGGAAACAUAAUGAUCCUUGGUGAUUUUAAUGCUAAAACCAAUCCACUGGAAGACUUUAUCUCUAAAGAUGGCAACAAUUUUAUAAAUGACACUAGUGAAAGUUGCUUGCAACCAAAAAAAAAUUAAAUUUCGACCACCAAAUUAAUAACCAUGGUAAACAGUUAAUUAAUCUAUGUAAAAACUGUGACAUGAAAAUUUUAAACGGACGUACAAAAGGUGAUUCCUUUGGACGAGCUACUUUCCAUGGUAACGAUGGUAUAAGUGUAGUUGAUUACAUCAUAUGUGAUCAGGAAUACUACUUAUUUUGUUGUAAAACCACCAACAUACCUGUCUGACCAUAGAUAAAUUGUUACAUGGGUUGGUAUCGAUCAGACAAACAAAAAACCAGAUACCAAUCCUGGAUGUAAUAUUGAAAUGACUAAUUUACCAAACCAAUACAUUUGAGAUAACCACUCUAAAAAUAACUUUAGAGAAUCAUUAAGAUCACAAGAAAUGCAAAAGAAAUUGAAUGAAUUUAUGAACUCAGAUUUCACAAAUGAUUUGAACGGAACAAACCAAUGUGUAACUGAAUUCCAAAACAUCUUACUUGAAACAUCGAAAAAAAAAGUUUCAAAAUCAAAAGGAGCAAAGAAGAAGAAAAUUUACUAACGUGGCUCAAAAGAAAUGGUUUGAUAAAGACUGUAGAAUCAGACGACAUGAUUUAGGGAAAUUAUCUAAUUUAAAACAUAGAGAUGCUACAAAUGUUGAACUUAGAAAAAACUACCAUGAUGCCUUGAAAUCAUAUAAGGCAACUCUACAACUGAAACAAAAUGAAUUUCACAACAAAAAGAUGAAUGAACUAGAAACAGAAACUAAUACUGAAACUAAUUCUGAAACUAAUUCUGAAACUUAAUACUGAAACUAAUUCUGAAACUCACCAAAAAAUCAUGAAUGGUACUCACAUUUUGAACAACUACUUUGUGAUCACCAUCUUAGUGAGGAACAAGAAAAAAUUAUCGGAAAGUUGAAACAAAAGAAAAAUUAGAAAAAUCUCCUCAAUGAGCUUGAUACGGAAAUAACAAUUGAAGAAAUAAUAAAAACAGCUAAGAGAAUAAAAUCUUAAAAAGCUGCACACUCAGAUAAAAUCAUGGCCAGAAAUGGAGGACGUCAAGCGGUCGGGCGUGCGGGCCCAUGUUUUCUUAAUAAUUCAGUGCACUAUACAGAUCAGUGGUUCAGUUUUGGCAAAAUGGCUGUUUAUUUUUACUAGUAUAGCUCAGUGAGUUACCGAGAACUAAAUAAGGCACGGCAGAUUUAUAAAUUGAAAAUAAGAAGAGAUAAGCUAAUGAAUGGCUUUCAACACAUAAUUUCCAUUGCAAACAACUAUACAUAGGGCGUAAAGGCGGAAUAUCCGACAUUGCAAAUACAACCAGAUAUAUAGAAAACAAGCAAAAUUAUAAAAUAUAACAAACUUUACGCCAACCGAGACUUGAUCGAUGCUCAAAUUUCAAACGUCUACCAAUACUCAAUAGUUAUAAAUGUUUUGAAGUCGGCAAAUCAAAAUUAUUACGAAAUCCGGCUAAUUUUAGAAUGUUUACGAGACUACAGCCUAUAUUGACAGCGGUUAAAACCAUUUUAACGUAGCAACAGGUUUAUAAAAGCAAUGGCGGACAACAAAUAUAACACUUGGUGCGAAAUUUGUGAUAUUUUUGUUCAAAAUAUGGUGCAUUUCUCAUCACAAUUGGACAGACACCUCUCUACAAAAUACAUGCAAUUCAUCCCUUUGGGGAACAUACUAGUGUAUACUUUUACGCUUCAUACAAGUGACAAUAAUAAAGAGGAAUACUGUACGAAGCAAUUCAGAUAUGCACAUUUGACGAUAUCUGUAAAGAACGAGUUGCAAUUGGACAUGCAAAAUACCUAAUAUGUCGAAAUCACAUACUUCCUUAUGCAGAGACUAGGCAGAGAUAUUGAUUGCUCGGGAACAUACUUAGACAACUCGAGUAGUACCAAUUUUUUUACGGAUAAAAUUUGGACAGAAUCGGUGAAGUUUUAGAUAUGCACAUUUUGGAUUUCUCAACUGUAAGUUAUCAAAAAUACAAAUUUUGCAUUAUUCCCAUUCAAAUUAUAUAAGAAGACGCCAUUUUGAGUUUUUAUUUUGAGUCAAAAUGCGCAUGCUUGGCAGCCAUGUUGGACUCCAUUUCUGGCCAUGAUCAACAAUGAAAUGAUAAAAUAUAUUGUUGAUAUCCCUGCCAAUGGUUUUAUAAAAGUAUUCAACACAACAAUGACAUCCGGAAAGUACCCAACUUUAUGGUGUGAAGGACUUAUCUCACGAAUUUUUAAAUCAGGGAACAAAUUAGACCCAAGUAAUUACCGAGGAAUAUGUGUAUCAAGCUCGUUAGGAAAGUUCUUCUGCUCUGUCCUCAAUAAAAGAAUGAUGAACUUUUCAAAAACUAAAGAAUUGUUACACCCUUCUCAAAUUGGUUUCCUACCAAAUAACAGAACAGUCGAUCAUAUUCUUACCUUAAAAACGUUGCAUGAUAAAUAAGUUAAUCAAAAUAAUGAGAGAAUUACGCAUGCUUUAUUGAUUUUAAAAAGGCCUUUGAUUCUGUCUGGCACGAAGGUCUUUAUUUGAAAUUAUUAGAAAAUGCAAUUGGAGCAUGCUUCUAUGAUCUGAUAAAAGAUCUGUAUUCUAAUACUCGGUGUGCAGUGAAAGUAUCGGGUCAUAGAACACCCUUCUUCUCUUAUAAUCGAGGUGUACGGCAAGGUUGUGUGUUUAAGCCCUCUUCUCUUUAAUCUAUAUAUAAACUAACUUCCUAAUCUGUUUGAAAAAGUAAACCCAGACCCAUUUCUUUUACCAAAUGGAACGAGACUAAGUAGUCUACUAUAUUCGGAUGAUCUUGUCAUACUAUCAAGAUCAAAAUCUGGUCUCCAAAACUCCCUCAAUGAAUGGAGCAAAAAAGGCUAAUGAAUAAUAAUUUGAAAAAAAACAAAGUUAUGAUUCUACAAAUACAUAACUCCAACCUACAAACACUUGACUUUUUCUGGGAGAUAAACGUAUUUAUAUCACAAACGAAUACACUUAUCUCGGUCUAAAACUAACUCCUAACACUAAAUUUUCAGUUGCGACUCAGCAACUGAGUGAAAAGGCUAUGCAUGCCGUAUUUAAAAUACGGAAAAAUCUUGAUUUUCAGAAACUUGCACCAAAACUUGCCAUAAAAAUCUUUGAUGGCAUAUUCUCUCCAAUCUUGCUUUAUAAUUCUGAGGUUUGGGGAGCCUGUGAUAACAACGAUUUUACUAAGUGGAACAAAACUAGUAGUGAGAAAACACAUGUGAAAUACUGCAAACUCUAUUUAGGUGUGAACAGGAAAGCAAGCAAUAUCACCAGUAGGGGUGAGUUAGGUAAAUUCCCUCAAUUAAUCCCUAUAUUCAAAAGAUUAUUUUCUUACAUUAACCACUUUAGUCAGUUACCAGAUACAAGUACAGCGAAACAAACUUUUUACCUAUCAAAAAAACUUUACUCAAACGGUAAAGAUUCAUUCUAUUCCAAUGCUGCAAGCUAUAUUAAAAAGUUUCAUCCCGAUAUCGAAGAUACAAUAGAUAUUGAAAAAUUUGUCCAGGAUACAAAAAUACACGAUUUUGUAAAAACCAUUAAAGAUAACAAUAAAUCGUUUUUGAAAAAUCAAAUUAAAAACUCUAGUAAAUUGUUACUCUAUUCUACAUUUAAAAAACACUAUAAUUUAGAAAAAUAUCUAAAUAUCAUUAAAGACCCUAAUCAAAGAAGACUUUUCUCAAAAUUUCGUAUAAGUAAUCAUAAACUAGAAAUUGAGUUCGGCCGUUAUAGCGAUGUACCUCGACAGGAGAGACUGUGUGUAAAUACUGCAAUAAAAUUGCAGUUGAAGAUUAAUUUCAUUUUUCAUUUGAAUGUGAAAAAUAUGAAAAUUUGCGAAAUAACUCGCACAACAUCUUAAAAGACUAUUUCCAAAUGAGCAUCACUGAUGAAUUUAAGAGAAAAUUAUUAAGUGAUAUUAUGUCAUUGAAUGACUCUGUGAUAGAUCUAUUUUCGGAUCAUAUUUCGAAACGUUUUUAUAUCAAAGACAACAGCCCUUAAACCAGAAGUCACAAGUUUCUAUAUAUUAUAUUAUAUCAUUUUCCUUUUCAUUUUCUUAUAUUAUACUCUUUCUAAUACUUUCUUAAAUUUUCAUAUUUGUUCUGUCAUAUAAUGAUAUAUCAUUCAUAUUUGAUAUAUUAUGCAUGUAAAUAGCAGUAUAUUGUUUUUAGUUAGUUAAAGUAGUUUAUACACCAGUUAACAUUUAUAUACUUACGAUUACGCUUACCUGGAAUUAGGUCAUGCAAAUAAAGCGUAUUAAUAAUAAUAACAUAACAUAUCUGCACUCUGUAUAGAUUAACUAAUAUCAUGUGGGCUGGUAUUCCUAUAUAUUAAUUACUACAAAGUUGAAGUUCGACUUCCGAUACCAACACAGAUACUAAGAACAGGUCAAUGCGUAUGAGCUCUGCUGCAUGCUAACGAUAUGUUUGAUGAAUCCAAAUAAAAUAUUUAAUGCAUAUAUUCAUGAAAUAAAUUAUUCUGUUUGUCGACGAGAACGUUUACACAGGGGAAUUAAUUCAUUGGAAUUGUUGUAAAAAUUGCGUGAAAAAGUCUUUCAACGUUUUAGACGUCGUCAUCGCUAUGUUUAACUUUCUACAACAGCAAAAUGUUUGGCCGUUGUCUACCAGGUGAUCUGACGGUGAGAAAAAGGACUGCGACUAGUAACAAAAUAGAAAUCCAUUUUCGUACCCUUAAUCAUUUGUCACGGCCAGAUUCUUCUGUGAAACUGUUUGAAACUUUGUGUCUUGCACAGGGAAAUGAAUGUCUGGGACAAAUAUUUUGAGAUAGGAAUCUAACACCGUUAAUGAGAAAUGGAUUUCUAUUUUUCAACUUAUGCCAGGCCUUUUCCUAGUUCCGAGAUGACCUGGUAGAUGUUGCCACCCCAAAAGUGACAGCGGAGUUUAAGUUCUACUUCUUGUACCAAUACUGAUAUCGAUCUCUUCACUUCCGUUCUCAUAUUGGUACCGGGAAUUUUAAAGCAUUAAGUUACUCGAUAGAUAAAGCAUAGAAUACAUUAAGUGCGGUAUACUAAACGGCAGCUGAGCUAAAAUUCCUACUAAAACAUGACUCGGGCGUUAUACCAAUAGGCAAAUAGUUUACGUAUUUAUCGUAAAAAUUAUGAAAUUCAUUCAUUUCCGAUUCGUUUGAGUUUAUCUUGCAAUUCCUACGACUUCGGCAGUGGUAACUUUUGAUCCAAUACACUUGUCCACGUGCACGUACUAGAUCAAUUGGUGGUACUCUGGCUCGCUUUAAUUGCAGCAAGAAGUAAAUCUUCCACGACGCCCUUUUCACAAGUUUAGUAGUAUGGUCAUCCCAUAAACGUUUUCAAUAUAGUAUAAAUGAUGCAGCGUAAUUAAUAAUUUCUUUUCAAAAUCUAUCUAGUACGAACGAUGGAUCUGGCGUGAUUGCUUAUAUUUGUGAUAAACCUUAUUUUUCAAGAAUGAUUGUCGAAUAUAAUACCAUCAUGGGCAGAAAAACAAAGCGAAUUGCCGAUGGAAGUCGUUCAAACGUGAAGAUUCCUGAGCAUUCCACGAAAAUUAAAGUGAGAUUCGAAAAUAUGCGUUUCAUUAAUACAUGGUGUGACGUGAAGAAAUACGAUCGUAAAAAGAAAUGCUGGUGCGAACCCACAGUACCGCAUGUGUUCACAUUUGACACACCAGUCACCCGAACAUUUACAUUGGAGGGAAGUCUUUAUUAUGUCGCAGUUAUGAAAGUCACUGAUAAACAUUAUAAUGAAUUGGAUAUAAUGGAAUAAUAAAACUAUAACAUGAACUAGAAGUGACUGUCGCAAGGAAAGUGCUGCCUCAUCCGAAAGAAAUGAAAGGUGGACCGCAAACAGUCCAUCAGUAGAAAUGAAGGACCGCCGAUAACACACCAAGAAACUAAAUAUGCUCACUUUUCGCUCUUGUUCAGUUGGCACCGCUUUUCUAGCUAGAAAAAUCUCGUUCAUACGCACUAGUAAUUCAGAUACAAUAACGCGCUGAAGUUCGAUUACCUUAGAUCAUAAUACACUCUGUAUGAAAUGAACAUUCAGUCUGAAAAUUAUUUAUAGGAUAAUUACUACCUACCAAAUUUGAUUAACAGGCGUAUCGAUUUCAAACAGUGGGAAUUUUGCGUUGUGUGGGCAACGCGGAUUCUGUUUCUUGAUGUGUUUCCUUUCGCAUGCCCGGAAAUCUAAACCCUCGGAAAGGAGGGACUGCUCGCAGUCUACAAUCCAGUUUGCCCUUAAAAAAUACUUCUUCGAAUCUUAUAAGGGCAUGGAUUGCUUUGAAUUAUUAUUGUGAUCAGCAAGUUGCACUGUAUAUAAUUUGUGUAUAUAAAUAAUUAUAUAAUCCUAAGAUCUUUUAUAUUUUUGCUCUAAGUAGCUUCUAGACGUUUUAAAGUACUAUUUAAAAAACGAUCUGGAGUGUUUUAUUAGAUUUACCUAAUAAAACACGACCGGCGAGUUUUUAAAUGGCUUCAAAAACGUUGGCAUAAUAAGUCAAAUCUUUAUAUAAAAAUCUUUAUAUAAAAAUCAUUAUAUAAAAAUCUUUAUAUAAAAAUCUUUAUAUAGUUUGCAUAACAAUGGUCUUUUGUUAAAGUGUUCUUUAGCUGGUAUAAGGACGUAUGCACGUGACUAAUUUCUUACUCAAGAUUGGAUAAUUGCCUCAUGAAUUAUUAAUGAGUUUUUGAAGUAGAAUUAAUAGCUUUGUAUGUAUUGUACAUGAGGGCCAC
Messenger RNA from Paramuricea clavata, 10460 nucleotides. The record is from the annotation of a GenBank genome assembly. NCBI's taxonomy places the organism in Eukaryota, Metazoa, Cnidaria, Anthozoa, Malacalcyonacea, Plexauridae.